Peniophora sp. CBMAI 1063 is the source of this 531-nucleotide messenger RNA. The record is from the annotation of a GenBank genome assembly. Lineage: Eukaryota; Fungi; Basidiomycota; Agaricomycetes; Russulales; Peniophoraceae.
AUGCUCUCUUUCCGCAAGCUCUUCGUUCGCCCCGGCAAGUCUCAGAGCCGUGAUGCUCAGAGCGGCUCUCAGCUCUCGCAGACGGGCUUUGCUUCACCCAUGCGACCGCCUUUGGAGCGCCGCCGUACCCCUUACCCCCGCCGCCGCAGGCGAUUCGGCUCUUCCUCUACGCAAAGCUCGAUUCCAUUCUCAUCAGGUCGAGCAGGCUAUUCACCCUCCGAUGCAGUUGAAUCGUCCGAAAGCGAUGAAGUGCCCGAGUCUUAUCACGGCCUUCCGCGCCUCCUCUUUGAUGCCGAAGUCGAAAGAUGCCUCGCCGCGCUCGAAUUCCAAACCGACGCCGUCUGGUCGCGGCUUGAAGAGGAAGAGAACAACAUCAUACGCAUGACAGAUCCUGAGCUCGACCUAUUGUCAAGAAGGUUCGAAGAAGCGCUCGCAAGUGAUCUGGACGAUAGUGAUGUGCGGGCUGGGCGCGUUCGCGUUCAGGGGACGAUGUCGCGCAGGCUUGCUCUGAAGAAGCGGCUGGGAUUCUAA